This is a messenger RNA of Ipomoea triloba (trilobed morning glory), 2101 nucleotides long. RefSeq names its product cytochrome c biogenesis protein CCS1, chloroplastic-like. Lineage: Eukaryota; Viridiplantae; Streptophyta; Magnoliopsida; Solanales; Convolvulaceae. The coding region runs from base 206 to 1798 and encodes 530 amino acids. The record is from RefSeq and is a predicted model, not a curated record. The transcript has 8 exons.
CCACUCCCCCAUGAAUUUAUUAGUAGUACAUGAAUGUAUGCCUCAAUUUGGAAGUACGAAGUCCAAAUAUACAAGCGUAAGCAGUACAUAGUACUUUUUUUGGACUUGUAGUACGCUUCUCCGGUGAGAAACUAACCUGAAAUAAACAAUAAAAGAGAAAGGGGAAUUGAAGCUUGUUGUUUAUCUGCAAAAGUUCUUGGAAUCAAUGGGGACUGUUAAUAUUAGCAGCAGAGCGUUGAGAUUUCCCCAAGAACUGCAACACCCAGAGAUGCCCAUCAGUUUCAAAGCUCGGAUUUUCCCACACAGUGCAAAAAUCCAUGGCGUCUAUAACAAAAAGGGCAAAGCUUUCUCCUUUUCUCUUUCUUGUGCCCUUAAGACAGCAAAAGGGAAGAAGGGUGGCAAGAAAAAGGUUUUGGCGCCGGAUUCCGACAGAGCGCCGGCGGUUUUUGAGGGAAAAACGUUCUUGAACGGUCAAGCGCCGGCGCGGCGGCGGCCGGAUGUCCGCCGGAGUAAUGAUGGUGGGGUGGGGUUGUUUGGGGCGUUUCCGAAAAGGGUCUUUGCUGGGCUGUCGAAUCUGUUUUCUGUUGCUGGGUUGAUGGCUUUGGGAACUAUUAUUGAUCAAGGCGAGGUCCCGGGAUUCGAUAUUCAGAAAUUCCAGAUGUUUUCAUCUCCCAUUUUCUUGGGAACACUGGCUCUCUUGGGAGCAUCAUUGAUGAACUGCCCUGAUCAAUCAGAGACUCCACUUAUGAAGGUAGCUAGAAGAUGGUCAUUCUUGAACUCAAGGGAGCCAGUUAGUGAGCAGGAAUCUGCUGAAACUCUGCCUAAAACAUCUGUUGAGGAUUUGGGAAUCACCUUGAUGGGAACUGGAUACGAGGUGUUUCUGAAAGGGCCUUUAUAUGCAUUUAAGGGGUUGGCAAGUCAAAUUGCUCCAGUUGUAGUAAAUCUAGCACUGAUAUUGGUGAUGAUGUCUGGAGGAACUCUCGGGGCCACUGUGGGCGAUGAACAUGAUCCAAUUGCAGGUUUGCCCACGCCUUCAGAUUACUAUCAAAGCGGGGAGGUUUCACAGUUGCGUGCUGAUCUUUCAUCACAUGACCUCAAAGGGAAGGAUCCUUUAAGGUGCAGUGGCAUCAGAAUAUACAAAACAGAUAGGCGUUUUCCACAGCCCUUAAAGACCAAUGGAGACAAGAUGCUAGUUGUUACACUCGUGCCUGUUGAGGAUUCCAAUUCUUCGUCGAAUGUCAAGGAAAUUGUGGAUGCUGGUUCGCCUAAAGCCAAUGGAAACGAGGACGACAGUUCUCCCGAUGUGAAGGGAGCUGAGGAGGCCGAUUUGCCCAAUGUCAAGAAAACCGAGGAUGAUGGUGAUUCACCUAAUGUCAAGGGAAUAUCAAUGGUAGCAACGGAUUCGCAUUCAGUGAUCAUCUACCAUAAAGAAGGGAAAGUUGUAGGAGUCAGACAGCACAACUCUCAGCUUCCCAUUGAGGCUGAUGGAACAGAAAUUGUUAUAGUAGACACAACCGGUACUGCUGGCCUUGAUCUCGAGACUGGUGAUCAAGGAGCGAAAAUUGUCUAUGCUGGUUUUGGGGCUGUAAUACUUAUGAACUGCAUCAACUACUUGUCAAAUGCAGAGGUGUGGGCUUUACAAGAUGGAACAACAGUGAUUGUUGGAGGAAAGACUAACCGUGCCAAGGGCGAAUUUCCUGAUGAAAUAAUCCGGUUGCUUGAUCAAGUCCCUGCAGAAAUCUUUGAAUCUUCUUCUUCUUCUUCUUCUUCCACAGAGUCUGAUGAUCUCUCAGGCUAGUUUAGACCAGCAGAUUAUCCAAAAGGGAUUAGAUAGAAUUAGAGGUAUAAUAUAAGCAAAAGGUAAGUGUAUAUAUAUAUAUAUAUGGUACACAGAUUGAAAGGAAGAAUUCAUGAACCACAUAUAAUACUUUGAUUAGUUUGUACACAUAGAUUGAUAGAUAUUCUGUUAUUUCAUUUAUUUGUAAUAUAUAGUGGUGCCCUACUGUCUUAAGAGCUUUCCAGCCUGCUGAUGAAUUCUGGGUUUUUCUUUUUGGUCCUUCAAUGGUUGUAUUAAUACAUUGGAUGAGGAGAAAACUUAUGU